CGAUGUUUGGACACCGUUGCAUUCUCCGCGAUAUCACCGUAUCACCGUCUCCCGAUAUCUUUCUCAACAUUGUCCAUUACACGGGGUUCCCUCGGCCCUUGUAUUUAUACAGAUGUAAUCUCAAGCCCAUGCCAGUGUUGACUUUAUUGGGGCCUCUUGCUGCAUCAAGUAUACACAGGGAGAUGUUAGCCAGCUUUAUCGUACUGCUUGUCGGGACGGCCUGCCAGGUGUCCUGCCGAAGCCUGAACCAGCCUGCACAUGGUCGUACAUGGGACGUCGGAGAUCUCCUCCUCGACGGGCGACGGAACGGGAUCACCAAUGACAGUGAAAGUGAAGUUCGAGAAGGGAUGCUCCUCGCUGAAAGCAUGUAUCUUGCCGUGAAGAUGAGCGAGAUCAGAAAGAAAACUCCGCUCCCAGCUGUAUACAGCAACCCAACAGCCUGUUUCGAAGACCUGGGCUGUUUCAGCACUGACGGAAUGAUGAACCACGUAGGCGAGCUGCCUCAGCACCCGGACGAAAUCGGCACCUCGUUCGCGCUGUACACGAACCUGAGUAGCGAACAUCCAAUUCACUUCAAUUAUAAUGAGCUCAACCAGACAGCAGAACACUUCGCAACCGCUAAAGACAUCGUCCUAGUAAUCCAUGGCUUCAUGGGAAGCGGCGAAGACGACUGGGUUAUGGACAUCACUAAGAAGCUACUUGAAAAGGAGGACCGCGUCGUCAUUACAGUGGAUUGGAGCGAGGGAGCUCUGUUCCCGGACUACACCACCGCGGUAGCUAAUAGUGCUCUAGUCGGUCGUCAGGUGUCACUUCUCCUGCAACGCCUCAAGGCACUCUAUCCAGAAGCAGUGCACCCACAAAAGGUUCACCUAAUUGGCUUUAGUCUUGGGGCACACGUAAGCGGCUUCUGUGGAAGGCACUACUUCAACGAGACUCACCAAAGGAUCGGGAGGAUCACAGCACUGGACGCUGCAGGACCCUUGUUCGUAGACUCUCAGAUCCACGUAUCUCGGAAGGACGCCUCUUACGUGGAUGCGAUCCACACCAGUGGUGGGGCCUCAAUACUACUGGGCCAGUUUGGCACGAAUAUACCAUUCGCACACGCCGACUUUUACCCUAAUGGAGGUCAAUCACAACCUGGAUGCUCCUUCUUGGAUGUUGGAUGUAGCCACAGGCGCUCCGUCGAGUACUUCAUUGAAUCGCUGCUGGCACAUAGCACCCACUGUCGGUUCAGGUCUCAUUCUUGCAGUGUCGAUGCCAUUACCAGCGGAGAUUGCGAGGCCAAGAAGUGGAGUGGGGAAAUGGGCUACCCGAGCUACUUCGUCGACACGAGAGGGCAGCAGUUCCUGAAGACAAAGAGCGAGCCACCUUUCUGCAUCGUGUGAUGACGAAAGGUUCUUGUCUGGAAAGACAUGUGUAUAUGCCUUCAUCUGUACUUUUUCAUCUUCAUCAUUAAAGUGUCAUUACGGAUUUUAA
Molecule: messenger RNA, 1476 nt
Organism: Ornithodoros turicata
Lineage: Eukaryota; Metazoa; Arthropoda; Arachnida; Ixodida; Argasidae
Product: inactive pancreatic lipase-related protein 1-like
Exons: 6
Coding region: 3-1385 (460 amino acids)
Biological process (GO): lipid catabolic process
Molecular function (GO): lipase activity
Source: RefSeq, a predicted model, not a curated record